CUUUUCUUUUGCGUCGGCAUCAUCGCUUCUUCUACUCUCCACUAACCACGCACAUGUACCCCACGAGGUGAAAGCUUGCGACCGCCGGCGGCGGCGGCAUGAGAUGAGCUUCCUGCUCCUCUCAAUCCACGGACCCAUCCCUUUCUUUCUUCCUUUCAUUUCCCUCCAUCCUUGCUGCCCAUUUGUUUCCUCGCCGUACCAAUCAGUCAACCGCCGGAUGGCGUCGUCGGCGUUCAAAUCCACCACGCGCCGCACCCUCCACUCCUCCUCCCACGACCGCCCCGCGCGGAGGGACCCGUCCCCCUGCGCCCGCAGCUCCCGCUCCCGCUCCCGCAGCGUCAGCGCCGCGCCCCGUGCCCGCUCCCUCCAGGAGGGCUACGCCAACACCCGCACCAACCCGCUCUUCGACUGCGCCGCCUCUCAGACUCCGUCUCCGCCACCGCAGCUGCCGGGGACUGCUACUAGCUCCGGCGGCGGGGAUGUGGCGAGGCGGGACAGAGGGCGUGAGCCUCUCAAGGGUGGGGGACGCGGCGGAGGGAGAGCGCGGUCGGUGUCCGUCGCGCCUCAGCGGCCGCGCAUCGCCUCGGCGGCGUCGGUGGACAGUGCUCGCUCUGUCGGUGGGAGGAGGGUCUCGCGGCCGCCGUCGGUGGCCGAUGACGCUCGCUCGUACCGGGGCUCCGAGACUGAUGUAGAAACAAGGGACAUGACAAGGAAAUUGCAGUCACGGACGACUCAAUAUUCAGUUCUGGAGGGCAAACAUAGGAGAAAUGGAGCUCAUGCAUGUUGUUCAUCUCAAGGGUCAACGACCCAAGUGAGGUGCCAACAAAUGGAUGAAACUACGCAUUCCGUAUCAAGCACUGUUGUUUCUUCACCUGGUGAUCAUCUUGAGCAUGCCAUUUGGCAGCAGAACCAUUCAACCGUCCCGGUAGAUCCAGUUCUGGACAUUCCUCCGGAGUUCGAUCCAGAUUCUGCUGAGUUUAUCUCUGACAUAAGUGAUUAUGCAACAGAAUACCGAAAGGAAGAUGUUGUGGAAAUCCCUCUUGAUUUUGAUACAUACGCUGCUGAGCUUGUUUCUGACAUAAGGCACAAUGCAGCAAAAGAGCAUUGGGAGCAAAUGGAAAUACCUCUUGGGUUUGGUCCAGAUGCUGCUGAGCUGGUUUCAGACAUACUGCACCAUGGAACAAACCAGCAACGAGAACAAAUGGAAAUUCCUCUUGAGUUUGAUCCUGACACCUCUGAGCUGGCUUCUGACAUAACAGAGUAUACAAUAAAACUCAAACAGUCACAUGAACGAGCUCGAAAGCUUCGGGCAGAUUUGGCUGUUGAAGAGCAGCGGGAACAAGAGCUGAGUAGAAUGCUAAAUGAUAUAGUAACAGUUCCAAAUUUUACCGAGACACAUGAAAAACGUCGAAGAAGAAAGAGUAGUAUAGAAAGACUGAAAGCGUCAAGGCAUUUAGCUGAAGAGGCAAUGAAUUAUUUUGAGGAAUGUGUUUCAAUUUCAACAAUGGAUAGCACUGAUUUCUCAUCACCUGAGGACCCUCAACCAAAUCCAGUUGUGAGUGUCCCACCAAAGAGCAACAGUAGAUUUUUCCACAAAGGGAGAUCAAGCUUUCAAGAACCGCACACUCCCACUGAUCAACAUGGCCAUCAUGAGGAAUCUGACAAGCAAACCCAGUGCUCAAUUAGCAUAACUGGAUCUGAUGUGUGUGACAGUGUUAUCUUAAGUCAUACAAAUGGUUUGAAAAUUAGAAGCAACUCCAGUGAUAUUCUGGAUGGCUUUGACACUCCACAGAGCAGAAGUUCUUGUUUCUCUUUCACCACUGAGCCAGCAAAAACUGUUGAAAAUUGUGAUGUUUGGCAAUACCGUGGAAAUUUUGGAAGGGGAAACAAUAAAGAGCUAAGAGAGACGAGGCCUAGUUAUUUUGCUGAUGACUAUGUCUUCCAGAAAGCAAAUGCAGACUUGUUAAUGGACAUGGUAGCCUUUCAGAAUAGAAUAGAAUACGGGGGGCUUCUUAUCUGUAACAUUAGAACAUUCUGACAGUGUACAGAGCAAAUAAUGUGCAAUGGUAAAAAGAACUUAAGUAAUUAUCAUGAUAUAGUUAUACAGAUAUUACCAUUGGGCAAUUAUCUGUGUUGUAUGUGUA
Molecule: messenger RNA, 2144 nt
Organism: Phragmites australis (common reed)
Lineage: Eukaryota; Viridiplantae; Streptophyta; Magnoliopsida; Poales; Poaceae
Exons: 8
Coding region: 104-2038 (644 amino acids)
Source: RefSeq, a predicted model, not a curated record